AUGCCAGCCGACAGUGGUAGCCAGAGCGCGGGCGAGGCCGCAGGGGAUCAGGAGGGUGUCAACGGGCACGGGUCGCAGGACGCCGCGGGUGACGCGCAGUGCGUUCGGCCGCCAAGAGCCCAUGGGUGUCGCCGGGACCCCGCCACUGACCAGUUCGGUGGCACCGACCCGGUGGACAAGCCUUCCACUCCACCGAGGACGACGUCGGCGGCGGCCGCCGACGGACCCCAGGACGACGCCGCAGCCGGCGCGAGCUCCAAGGGGACUUCGGACUUGCGGGGGUCAGGCUGGAGUUGGCAGCCCGAGCUGGGGAACGUGAGCGUGGAACGAGACGUGGGGGCCGUCGGUGAAGGAACGUGA
This is a messenger RNA of Prorocentrum cordatum, 360 nucleotides long. The record is from the annotation of a GenBank genome assembly. NCBI's taxonomy places the organism in Eukaryota, Dinophyceae, Prorocentrales, Prorocentraceae.